CGAACUGGAAGUGUUUACAUCUCUCUCUGACCCCAAAGAAAAUGGCGGAUAUAGACGUGGAAGACGAAAAUAUUUUAACAGCAAUAUUUAAGGAUUCUUUUCCUGGUAAGAAUUAUGUAAUAAUUUUAUUCUAAACAAAGAUUUAAGGGCAAUAUUUCAACAAAAAAAAACCUAAACAAAGCUGCUUAUCGAUGUUUUAUCCUUACGUGUCGCCCUCUUAAUUACUAAUUAUAAUUAGCCAGUUUCGAGAAGUAUGAAUGAAUCGUUUAAUAUUGACAAUUGAAAUUGAAUGCAUAAUGAGAAUGUUAAUGCAAUGUUGUCAACUCACUGUUGUUUUUAUUUUGCUAAGUUACUAAGUACUGUACUCAGCAUUGCUGUCUACUUAAACUUACUUUUGAAAAAAAGUAUGUUCCAAUUUCAUUACUAAGUUUACAGGCCUAAACUUAGUUAUUAGUUAGCACUAAGUUUUAUACUGACUGUACUUUCAGUUUCAUCUUCAACAAUCAAUCUUCUUACUUUCAUAAGAAGAAUUUCAAGAAUUAACUUUUAAUUUGCUACUUUCAACUUUUUAGUUUCUUUUGCCUUAUUAUUAAGUACUAGUCAUUGAUGAGAGAAUGAAAAUGAAUAUUAUUUCUAUACUAUUAGUAAUAGUAUUACUAUUAUUAAACUUUUAAUUAUUGAUUAAAUAAUGAAGAACAGUUAAAAUGGUUACACAAAAGUUUUUAACAAAAAUGAAACUGCAAAAAAUGCAACCAUUAGUCCCUACUACUACUACUACUGACCCUACUCAAAACUUUUCAUGACUGACAAUUAUAGUCGUAAAAUUUUAAUUUGGGGACAUUUUCUAAACCUCAUAGUCAUAGCAUAGCAUAAAUUGCAAGGACUCAGUGGAUCACAAACCUGAUAUGUCACUGAUGAGGAAAGAAAUUUUUAAUGAAUGGACAAAUGUGACAUAGUAUGCUAUACAAUUUUACGAAAACUAUACAUAACUGUACCCGAUAUCUUGGAAAAGUUAUUGCAUCAUUUUUUGACCUGUGCAUAUCGGUACAGGAACUAAUAUCCAAGUAGCUAAUAAAUAGCCUAACUUAUAAAUAAAAGGCCUAAUUUGCUCUUGCUCCAUAUGAUUUUAUUUAGCCAAGUACUCCUAACAGCUGCUACGCCGAAUAAAAAUAAUUAAAAGGCUUCACUCGACCCUAUAUCACCAUUCCCCUUAGCUCAUGUUGGCCUCUUGUACUUUUAAAAAUGUUAUUAAAUAUUUAAUUAUAUUAUGGGCUUUUCUAAGCAAAAACAUUUAAUUGCUUCCACUUCUGUCUUCUCGUCAUCAAAAAUGAUACAAGCUGUGGCUCUAAAGACCUGUUAAUAGCAAUUGAAAAAAAUUUCAGCUUUUAUUAUUUCAUGAAAAGUAAUGAAAUAAAGAAACAUAAGUAUGAAUUUUUUUGUCUUUUAUUUUGUAAAAUUUUUUGUAAAUAUUUUUAUUUCUCAAAUAAUAAUUUCGAAGAUAAUUUUUUUUUUUUUCAUUAGAGAGUUGGCAGGAAAAUCCUGACUUUGUGCAGUACCUUGUUGAACUUAGUUCCUAUGGAGCAGACAGACUGUGUAAGUUAUUGUUGUAUUCAACUCAAGACUUUGGGUUUAAAAAAAACAAUUGUUAAUUCAAAAACAAAAUAUAGUUCACACCUAUUAUUUUAUCUUAACUUUUCCCCAAUAUUUGUUUCAGCGAGAGAACCUGACCGCCUUGGUGAGGAAAAGGCCCAGAUUCUGGCUGAGACUCAAGACCUUGCUUUUCACAACUACACCACAUUCAUUCAGACGGCAGAUUGUUCAAAAGAAAUAUUUCAAGACGUAAUAUUUUAGUUUUAGUUUUUGCUUUAGCCAGCCUUCUUGGGGAAAUUAUAGUGUAACUAUUAAGGAACAUUUUGUCCUUUCAACAUGAUUUUGUAGGAUAUAUGUAUGCAUGUUUUAUUUAUAUAUAUAUUUAUACAUUAUUUACAUUUAAUUUAUACUUAUAUGAGUUGUUUAUUUAUACAAAUUGUUUGGGCCUCAUUAAUUUAUAUAAAAUAUUACCCAGUACCCAACUUUGGCUGAGGUCUUUUUUGGCCCAAAAAACUAGAAAUAUUUUAGUCUAUUUGUCACUGAGAUUUAUAGUAUGCCAAUGCAGUUGUCAUAGAUUGUAAAAUCUUUAAAAAUAGUUUCAUGGAAUGUUUAUUACCAUACCCCCCAUUACUUCAACUUUAGGAUUUUAUAUUCUCUACUUUAUUUUGAUAAUGUUUUUAUUAUUUUACAUUUUGUAGUUUCAAAUCAUUGAGCAGCACCUGGAAGAUCUCCUCCAGAAACUGCCAAGAUUCUCUGAUGAAUGCAGCAAGGUUAUCAAGAAAGCUCAAGAAAUUAGUUCCAGGUAUUUAGCCUUAAAAUAUUAAUAAUGAAUAGCUGGAAAAUUUGUAAUGUUUUUGUAUCUGUUGCAUAAUAGUGGCAAUUUUAUUCCAAAUAGUUUUAAUGUUAAAACAAUUGAUGUCAUCUUCAAGUCCUUAUCAUCAUUAAGUCACAAAAACCUUGAUUGAUAGACAUCAUUUCCCAAUGUUUUUGUUGUGUAAAUUCUUAAAACUCAAUUGACGUCGAAGUAUUUGUCUACCGAUGAUUAUAACGAUAAAAUAAAAAAUCUGCUUUUUAAAAUAAUCACUACUCCUCACCCAAUCAAUAAAAUCUCCCUUGAUCUUGUUUUAUCGUCAGAUUUUCACUGACAUGGCAAAAUUUCUGCUUUCUUUAUAGCAACGUGUUUUGAGUGGCGGGAUGAGUCCUUUAUGGGUUUGAGUCAGUACCAGGCCUGAUUUGGCCAUUACAGAGUUCAUUAGGAUUAGACAGUCUUGUAAUUUAAGAUAUCAUACAAAUCUAAGUCACAUUCUGUAGAGAAACUGAUUCUUUCAAUUUGUUUUGCCUGCCAGCCGGCGCAUGAAUACACUGACCCUUCAACGUCACACCCAACUGCUGGAAGUCUUGGAAAUGCCCCAGCUGAUGGACACCUGUGUAAGAAAUGGCUACUAUGAGGAGGCCCUAGAGCUGGCCGCACAUGUGAAGCGAUUGGAGAAAAAACAUCCAAACAUUCCAGUCAUUACGGUGAGUUCCCUGAAUUUUUCUCAUUCCCGUACUUGUUGGAUCCCAAAUAGUUUUCAAUUUUUAAUUUGAGAAUGGCUGUUGGGCAUUUUUUGUCUUUAUUGUUGUUGUGAAUGUGUGUACCUCCCUUGAUCAGCUCUAAAAUGUUUAAAACAUGAAAGUUUGAGAUUUUGUUAGAUUGCUCCUCUGAUUUCUUAUUACAAAAGCCAUCACAUGGUGUCACCAUACUCUGAAAAAUUUUUUACCUGGGUGAUAUGGAAACUAUGUCAGACUUAUGGCCAUCUUGUCCAAAGAAAAAAUAAUGAUGACCUUUACAAUGUUAUAUACUCCCAUUUAUGUCUUCAGAAUUUUAAUAACCAAAAUGUUAUAUAUUCGUUAUGUUAUAUAUAUUCAGAAUUUUAUAUAUCCAAAAUGUUAUAUAUUCAGAAUGUUAUCUAUUCCUAUAGAGCAUUGUAAAGGAAGUUAAAGCUUCAUCCCAACUAAUGCUAAACCAGCUGAUACAACAGCUGAGGGCCAACCUUCAACUUCCCGCCUGCCUGAGAACCAUUGGCUUCUUGCGACGCAUGGAUGUAUUCACAGAGGCGGAGUUAAGAAUUAAAUUCCUCCAGGUGAGCAACGCCGUAUUUCAUUACAUAUUUAAAUGUUUGGAAGUCGUACCUUUGUGUAUUGUACUGCGGUAAAAAAAUGAAGUUGUUUUUGUUGGCGGGUGGUUUGGGCCGGUACAUUUAGCGCUUAUCCUAACUUCUGACCUUGACUUUUCGCCAGGCGAGGGACUCAUGGUUCCAGAGUAUCUUGGACACAAUACCCAAAGGAGAUCGUGAGUCGUUUGUUGCGUGCACUAUUUACCCAUUCUUACCCAGCCAUGUACAUCAUUUAUUGAACCUACCUUUAAAGACAUUUUUUUUUCUGAUUUAUCAAUACGUACUGUUCAUGCAGCAUGGUGAUCAUGCUACUUAUUUCACUAAAAGACCUUACAACCUUCAUCACAAUACAUUUUUCACUCAGAGAAAUGCUGCUUGACUGAGCAAUAAAAUAGUGCUGUGAUGUACAUUGUGUUAAAAAUAAAAUAAGUAAGAAAUAACCAAGUAUAAAAUGACCAUGCAUUACUAACAUAAUGAUACAUUUGCAUCUCUAAACCCAAGUUGUUUAUUUUGUGAUGAUAACAAUGAAGUUUUAAUGUGAUUACAUUCAUAGCGUUUGUCCUGAUGUGUUUGUUAACAUUAAUGAUGCCAUUGUUGCAGCCUACACUCACAUCAACAAAACUAUCGAGGCAAGCCGCGUGCACCUGUUUGACAUCAUGACCCAGUUCAGAGCCAUCUUCUCGGAUGAAGAUCCGCUGGUCAGCACGGGGAAGGAAGACACCGUCCAUGAAGCUUUGUUGUUUCACAGCUGGGUGCUGCAGAAAGUAUGUGCUCGUUUUGAUUCCCUGUUUUUAAAUCUUUGAGAUUUUUGUUACUGAAAAUGCUUACUUAAAUAAGUAGUUGAUCAAAGCAUUCUUACAAAACAAAACAAGCAGCACUUUCCACAAAGAAAGAUUUGCACAAAUGGGCAUCAAUGGCCAGUAGCUUGACCAGACUUGAAAACAAAAAAAAAGGAAAAUGACCAUAAUGCAAUUGUUUUACACAUUUGAAUUUCCAAAAGACACAAAGAAUAAAAUAAACUUUGAUUCACAAUUCUGUCAUGGUCUGAUACACACCUCUGUCAUGGUCUGAUACACAACUCUGUCAUGAUUUGAUACACAACUCUGUCAUCAUCUGAAUGUUUCAUCCCCUAAUGUCUGGUACUUAGUUGCACGUUUAAUGUGUCCAAAUUUCAUAGAUAUCUCAGUUUCUGGUAACUUUGGAAAAUGACCUGGAAGAGGGAAUAGGUGGUCGUCUUGACUCCAUCUUAGGUCAGUGCAUGUACUUUGGCCUGUCCUUCAGCCGAGUGGGGGCAGAUUUCAGAGGACUCCUGGCACCAAUCUUUGAAAGGGCGGCUCUGAAAUAUUUUAGUGCUGCUUUAAAAGAGGCCAACAAAAAGUAAGUUAGACUUCAUUUGAACAUAAAUUAUAUUUCUUUAUCUAUUCCCACUGAAGCAAACAUCCCAAUCCUUUGGCCAACAUACCGGGCCUUUUGCUAACUCACCAUUUUAAGUUGUUAUAAUCAGACCUUUUUAAUGUUAAGAACAGCUGGAGAAUCCUGAAUUGUGUGUGUGUGUUUUGAAUGUUUUUUUAGGUGGGGGGGGGGGGGGGGGGUGUUUUAGGGGGGCAGUUUUUCUAUGGGAGAGGUGGGGAAGGGGGGGGGUGUGGUGUUGCUUCAGCAUGUUUACAAAAUCUAAAAUUGAAUCCAUUUUUUUAAUCUAGGUUUGAAGAAAACAUGCAAUCGUACAACCUCCUUGGGCUGACGUCAACUGGUGGUCUCCCCUAUGGAAUGGGAUCUUCCCAGGUAAAACUAGUGAAAGAAACAAUGUUGUCCAGAGCCUGUCAUAUGCUAGACAAGUUUCUGACAACUUUACUGAUGGUGCAUAUUACUAUUAAGGUCACAUCAAAAUUCAUUCAGAUCAAUGUAUACAAAGACAGAUUUCAAUGACAUCAAAUUGUUGGUAUGUUUCCCUAAAAGUAGCGUUGGGGACACACGUUUGAGAACUGGUGCAUUCUACAGAUGAUAAUAUUUAAUUUAACUAUUGAGGAGAUUAUUUUUUACUUUCAAUAUAGGCUUUACUUAAUCAGGAAUUAGAUUAUAAAGGAUCUUUAUUCUGAUACUGCUUUGUGAUACAUAAGUGGUGUAGAAAUCUGUGCUAGCUAGCAUCAGUCGCUUUUUUUUUAACUUACUUCUAAUAUAUAACCAGUUUUGACUGUGUUAUACCUGAAUUGUUCAUCUUCAGAGUGGCCAACAUUGAUUGUUUCACACCUGACUUGUUAUCUCCAGAGUGGUCAGUUGUUCCCACCGACAACACUGCUAGACUUCUAUCCUCUGGCGGCAUUCUGUAAUCAUGUUCUGAGCGCCUUCAAUGACCUACGCCUGUGUGCUCCCCUCAAUCUGGCCUGCAAGAUAGCAGAGGAGUUGAACAAGUCUCUGAUGGAAGUUAAUCGAGUCAUUUUAUCAUUUCAUAGGUAUACUCGGGUCAUUUUUGUCAUUUACCAUGUUUUAUUUAUUUUGAAAUAUAAUAAAGUGGAGCUAGAUUUCUUAAAAGUUUGUGGUCAAUUCAUUUGCAAAAAAUAAUUUUGUAAUUCACGAAUGUUGAAACUGAACUCCAGUCUAAUUUCUUUUGUAUGUUUUACUAGCUAGGUAUCUAUUCACAUAGCAUCUUUACUUCCAUAUAUUAUUUUGUGGGUCUUUACUUGUUUUAUAAAAUGCUUGAAAAUUGUCUUUCUGCUUUUAGGACAGGUUUUUAAAAACUUUGCUUUUAAAUUAAAGGAAGGCAAAAAAAUUUGUAAUUCUUAAAAAAAAUUUCACUUGCAAAAUAUCCUAAUGUCACUUAAUUUAAUUAAAUUGAUCCUCACAGAGCAGAGGAGACGACCUUUAACCCCAAGGAGAGGGACCAGUUUGAACAGUUCUCCGCCACCUAUGCCACUGACCUGCUGCCCUAUCUAAACAAGUGUUUACAGGCUCUCUUCCCACCCACCCAGCUGGCGACAGCACUGGGAAUAACAGUCACAGAAAUGAAUAAAAAGGUGUUUUUUUUUUUUUUAUUUGAAAUUAAAUAUAUCCAUCCCUGGUGGACUGGUUCAAAAGAUUUUAUAGUGCUUAUGUCUUUUUGCCUAUGCACAGACGGGGGCAUGAGGCACUGUCCACCAGGUGGUCAAUCUUUUGAAUUUAUAGUUAUCAGAUUUCCAGGGGUUGUUAAAAUGAACUUUCGGGGGAGACCGAGUGACUCCAUUAUUUCAUCUUUGUAAAAUGUCUCCAGUGAUAUUGUCAAGACUAGAUCUAAUUAGUACAUUUUUAAAUUAACACGAAGAUUUUGAAAUGACUAAAUUACUUUAAUUUUAUGAACAUGAUACAAAUAUAUGUAACUAUAUUAAUUUCUUUCACUCCAGGGAAAUGUGGGUGUAUUGGAUCUCACCGCCAUCUUGUCCAAAGUGAGCCACCUGAUGCCAGCGGCUCCGCCCCAACCUGUGGCUGAGCCCCCUGCUCAGACCAGCAGUCACGUGACCUUCACAUUGGGUGCCGACGCUGAAGAGACUCAAGAUGUGAGUCCACGUACCGAACCCGUCACAGAUCAAAGUUUGUUAUCCUCAGAUCUCAAUUCUCAUCAAAAUUCGGACACAUUACCUCCGUUGGACUUGAUUGAUCUUAAUGAAGCCGCUCUAACUAAUCAUCAGGUUGACAGCUUGCCAACCGUGCCGGAUCCAUCUCUGCUUCCUCCAUUCGCUUCAGAUGAAGUUGAUCCUGAAGCUACCUUACCUGUUCCAUUCAACUUAAUACCUGAGGCAACACAAACACCCAUAGCAGUUAUACAAGCCAACGAUAUACAACCAAACUCUACCAACCCUGUACCAGAACCAAUAUCUUCCAGCACUAUAGCUGAGCCGAUAUCUGAACCACUGCAGUCACCUUUUGCUGUGGCUGAACAGGUAGAUUUUCCAACUUCUGCUCCUGAACAAGGUGGCUGGGACACCCAAGGCAUUGACCUUGACAAUCUCGACAACAUGACCUUGGAAGAGUCAGAUCCCGGCAUAGAUUUGGACCUGUUGCCUGCUGCCCCCUAAUAUUUUCCAAGUAUUAAUGUCAGUGUGGACCAAAUGAGAAUGUUGAUUAUUUCAUAUCAUGUACAUUUUUACUGUGCCAUGCCGUUUGUUUAUAUUAGUAAUCUCCAGCAUUGCUCUCAGAGUGAUGGCCUGCUGGCCGCAGCUUUAUGCACAAAUCAUGAUGAUCCCUUUUGCAGACCUUCUGGUAAGUCACUCUGAAAAUCUUGAGAAGCACUGAGGAGACACAAACUUAUUCAACUCUGAGCCGAAAGGACAUUGAAGAAUACUUGGUGUGUUUGUUCCCACUGAGCAAGCUCUAGGCCUAGAGUUAUUCAUCCAAUGAACUUACUUACUUGGAUAAGUAGGACCCCCUCAGGACCACCAAAGAAUAUAAAAAAAAUUCUGGCUGAUUGCUUGGUGCAGAGAUUCUUUUAUAUCUUCCGGCUCCUCACAAAGAUUAAUAUGUAAAUUAUACUUAUGUAAAAUUAUUUAACUGUACAGCAAUUCAUAUAUUUGAUAUUCAAAGUGACUCAAUCUUAGAAGAUGCUGCUCAGACCCCAGGUUGAGAACCAUUGUUUAAUAUGACUUUAUCAUUUCUAAUGUUGUUAAUUUAUCUUUUAUGGGGUUAAUCGUUUUGUGAUAUUUGUACUGAGGGCAUUGUCCACUGGUUGUCCUACAUCUAAGCAUUCUUGGUUUUAUAAAUAAAGUAAUGAAUUAAU
Molecule: messenger RNA, 8490 nt
Organism: Lymnaea stagnalis (great pond snail)
Lineage: Eukaryota; Metazoa; Mollusca; Gastropoda; Lymnaeidae
Source: the annotation of a GenBank genome assembly